UAGUGAGCAAACGAAGAACAGCAACACGCAAGUCUGUUGCCACCACUGUCGUAAAGCGCAUCGCGUCCCUCUCAGCGUAUUACGGCACAAUCCGGCAUGGCUUCUUCACUGAUCUGCAGUGAAACACAGAGCAGAGUGAGCUCGGUUCUGAACAGAGAUGUGAAGCAGUUUGGGAAGAAGUUCAUGUUUGACUGCAAUGAGGAGACAUGCUGGAACUCAGACCAGGGAGAGUCCCAGUGGGUGAGUCUGGAGUUCCCACAGCCUGUCAGGGUGUCUGAGGUGAAGGUCCAGUUUCAGGGAGGCUUCUCUGGGAAAACCUGCAGACUGGAAGGGUGCCCUAAAGAUGGAGACUUGACACUGAUCACUCAUUUCUACCCAGAGGACAACAACUCUCUUCAGAGAUUUCCCAUACAGGAGGCCCCUGCAGUGGACAAAGUAAAAAUAGUGUUUGAGAAUAGUACCGACUUUUUUGGAAGAAUUAUUGUUUAUUCCCUGGAUGUCCUGGGGGAACAAGCUUUGUGACUUUUUUUGUUCUACAUGUCAUGAGAAGACGGGACCUGUGGUGCAGGAUGGAGGAUAGUGCAGUAGCACUGGCAAAAUAUGACAUCUGUCAUACCACAUUUUCUAAUGUGAAAGGACCUAAUGUGGCCUUUUUUGGUGUUGCAGUUUUUCAGACUGACCACCUCACUUUUGUUCACUCAAGGACAAGUGGAAAUGCAAAGGGCUUCACAUGGACUCUGUAUCUGAAUUUUUUUUAAAAUACUGAUUUAUAUUAAUGCUCUCAUAUUCCCGUGUUUAUCAUCUGUGCCUUGGAUUUGAAAUACCAUUCCAUAGGAACAAACACACAGUAUAAAAAAAUAAAUGGCUUUUUGUAUUCAAA
Molecule: messenger RNA, 880 nt
Organism: Myripristis murdjan (pinecone soldierfish)
Lineage: Eukaryota; Metazoa; Chordata; Actinopteri; Holocentriformes; Holocentridae
Gene: nr2c2ap
Product: nuclear receptor 2C2-associated protein
Exons: 5
Coding region: 97-522 (141 amino acids)
Source: RefSeq, a predicted model, not a curated record